AUGAAGUACUGCUCGGUCACCUGUCGACAACGCGACGCCGCGCCGCACAGCAUACUCUGCAGCACUUUCCAAAACUUCAAAGAGCGCCCCAGCCCCAAUCAUUUCCGUUCCAUCUACUUCCCAGUCAACGAACUCAACCCACGCUUCAUCUAG
Molecule: messenger RNA, 153 nt
Organism: Bipolaris oryzae ATCC 44560
Lineage: Eukaryota; Fungi; Ascomycota; Dothideomycetes; Pleosporales; Pleosporaceae
Exons: 1
Coding region: 1-153 (50 amino acids)
Source: RefSeq, a predicted model, not a curated record